AUGACCAUGAGCUUCAGUUCGGAAGGUGUCAUCGACUCUAAUCCAAUCACAUCAUCAACCAAUUCAACCAUCACUGAACAGAAUGCUAAAACCAUCAUCACAGGAACUCUUGCUUCAACUUUUCGACAAUGUAUCGUAGAACCAAUCCUCAACCAAACGACUCCAACACAUUCAAUCCAUAACCCUCAUCUGAUCGGUGUAUUACCUACCUUCAUCACCGCUACUAUCCUUGGUGGUUCGAUCAAUGGUUUCCUACGUGGUCGUCACACUAUCCUUCGAAGCUCAAUAACUACUUCAUUGGUCUGUAGCUCAAUACACAUCAUCAUGAAUGAAAUCAACUUACUUCGAAUCAGACUCUUGUCCUCAAAUUCGUCAUCUCAAACCGAUUGGUCCACCAAUUCCAACAUUUCAAAAACUGAUGAAAACUCUUCAAGAGAUCGAUCUAGGUUUUGGGAACGUUGGAUUCCACUACAACGGAUACCAGAUGAAGUCUGGCGUAAAAGGUUAAGUGAAGAUUUGGAUUUCAUCGAAAGUCGCCGUCGAUUAGUGUCAGAAGAGAUUGUUCUUAUUGAAAAUGCUCUGAAAGCCAAAGAAAACACAAAGUCAUGA
Messenger RNA from Melampsora larici-populina 98AG31, 609 nucleotides. RefSeq lists its product as uncharacterized. The record is from RefSeq and is a predicted model, not a curated record. Bases 1 to 609 code for a protein of 202 amino acids. Lineage: Eukaryota; Fungi; Basidiomycota; Pucciniomycetes; Pucciniales; Melampsoraceae. The transcript has 3 exons.